AUGGCCGGGGAAAAGCGCAGUCAGGAUCAGGACGAGAUCUCACUCGCGAAGACGGUACUCGUCGACAUCGAAGGCACCACCACGAGCAUCAGCUUCGUGAAGGCAAAAAAAGAUGAGGAAGAAAAAUUGGAAGGCUUUGUAGCAAUUACUGGCGAUAAACCCGAAGAAGAAAAAGAUUCACUCUUGAAAAAUGUUUUGUGGCAAAUGGAUAACGAUCGUAAGACAGCUGCAUUAAAGCAACUGCAAGGACAUAUGUGGCGUGAAGCAUAUAAAACAGGCACAGUUAAAGGACACAUUUAUGAAGAUGUUCCUAAAGCGAUUGAAUCAUGGACAAACAAUGGCCAAAAAAUAUACGUCUAUUCAAGUGGCAGUGUUGAAGCACAGAAGCUCCUUUUUGAAUAUUCUGUACAUGGUGAUUUGCUUAAGUAUUUCAACGAUUUCUUUGACACAGAAGUAGGUGCAAAGCAAGAAAGUGACAGCUAUAAAAAUAUAUUAAGUAAAAUCGGUGAAAACCCUUCCGAUGUUGUUUUUCUUACUGAUGUUGUAAAAGAAGCCGCAGCUGCCAAGGAAGCAGGUUUAUCAACAGUAAUUGUAGUACGUGAGGGUAAUGCUCCACUAACUGAUGAAGAAAAUGUUACAUAUACAACUAUUAAGUCCUUUUUGGAUUUGACAUUUCAAACGUCUACAAAGCGACAAAAAAUAGAAACGACAGAUGACAAAGUUGAUGAAGGUACAGCUGACGUCAGUGAGCCAAUGGACACUUCCGAAGAUGUAGAAAUGUCCAAUGUCAGUGACAAAAAAGUUGAAAAAGACGAUACAAAAGAAGUAACUGAAUCAGUAGAAAAAGAAUCUGCAAAGGAUCAACCAUCAGAAAGCACUUCAAUUUCAUUAGAGCAAGUGGAAGAAUCAGCGAUAGAUGAAAAAGACGUUUCAAAUACUGAACAGAAGACAACGGAAUCUAAUGUCAAAUCCGAGGAAAGCACAAAUGAGGACUCAGGUUCCUCUGAAAACGCAAAAAGUGACGUGAAAGAUGAUGUUACCACACUAGCCACAAAAGAUAAAGACCACAAUGAUAAAGACAUUGCAGAGAAGACUGAAGAAAAUUUAGAUACAACUGCAACUGAAAUUACCGCUGCAGUCGAUGAUUCCAUGGACGUGUCCAUACCAGAGUCUGCAUCAAAGUCUGAGACUACUGUCACGUCUUCCGAGAAAAAAAUUGAAGAUUCUACAGAUGUUACAAAAGAUACACAAGCUGAAGGUGUCGAUAAAACUGAAACGAUUGAAAGUGACGAAAAGGCAGAUAACAUUAUAUCACAAUCACAAACUUGUGACAAAAAUAUAGCAAACAAAUCUGAAGAAUGCUUGACAGCGAAAAAAGACGAAGUAAAGGAAGAAUCAAAGAUUGUUUCAGAUACAUCUGAAAGCGAGAAUAUUUUAGCAAAGAGCGAACAGGAAAUAACAAAAAUGGAGACAGCAGUAGAUGUCACAGAAAAUGGGGAGACUACAGAAACAACUGCGGAAAAAACUACGGUAUCGGAAGUGGUAACAGAAACGGAAGAAACAGUUACGGACGUAAGGAAAGAAGCAACCACAUCAACUGAAGUAUCUGCAGAGAAAAGUUCGGAAAUAAUUGCAGAAUCUGAAAAAGCCGAUGAAAAGGCCCAAGCAAUGGAAACGGAAACUACUGAUGCUGAUAAAUGCGAGAAUGAAACUACGCAACAAGAGACAAUAAAAGAAGAGGAGACAGUGAAAGAAGAGAAUGUAGUGGAUACGAAGGACAAAAAUACGGUAGAUUCGGAAAAGCAAAAACUCAAUGGAACCACACAAAACGGAAAUACGGAUGUGCCAGUGUUGGAUGAUAAAUUACAUAGUAACGGACUGAAUGAAGGGCCAUCGAAGGAGACAACGAACGAAGACGCGGCGGCGCAAAACGGUGAGCCGGAGAGUUUGUCAGAAAGUAGUGCGGAAUCCAUAAAAGUUAAAAAAGUCGUCGAUUCCGCUGUAGCCGACGGUGCCGGAGAACCCGACGUUGUUCCUCCUGUAGUUGUAGCGGCGACGUCUUAACUUUGUUCUUAUACAGUUUAAGGAGCCCUUCAUGCAUAACCCCAAUCCACAAGUACUUAUUCGCAGGUAUAAACUGAUAUUAAUUGAAUCCCAUGUAUACUUUAUGUAAAUCGUACUACGUCAAAAACGUAACGCGCUACUUUAAGAUGCAAUUCGUAAACCAUUUGUUUUGGCGGCUCUAUAAUGAAAGAAAAUAGUAAAAAUAGUAUAGUACGGAAAGACGCUUCAAAUUUUUUUAAUUGUUUAGAUAUCUACAGCUAUACAGCUAUUUUAUUUGAUGAUGGCCAAUUUCUAUUUGUACGGUAUCAUUAAUGUUUUAUGUUAACUCGAAUAUAUGCUGCUUUUCUAUAUUGCGAAAGUUGAUUUUUUAUCGUUAAUUCUUUCAUGUUUGACUUAUGAUUUUCAAUUACUAUAAUAAUUUUUACAAAAAAGACAAUGAAUUGUUAUGAUUAAAGUUACAAAACUUUUUUAGUUGUAAUUCGCACGUGAUCGAUCUAGAAGUAAUCAAACGUGUCAUCCGCAUCAAUUACUACGUAUUCUUGAGGGGCUUUUUUCUAAUAUUACUCUACGCAACAUGUCUGACAUCUUUUUUAUACCGCCUAAACAAAAUAACUACGCCUAUACAUGAAAACUGAUAGGAUAAGUAAUUUCAAAUAGAGUUGCAGUAUAUUAAAAUAUCGAUUGUAUCUGUGCCAAAUGAAUUUCACAGUUUGAAACUUUGGUUUCUUUAUUUUAUCACUUUAGUAUUCUCUUCCCUUUGAUAAUUUUAUAAAUGAUAUUAAAAGAUCUGGUCGAUGUUUUAUUUUACUGCUACAACAAUGAAACUGACUAAGAAUUAUUUUAAGACUGUAUUGGUAUCGCCUUUUACAGUUGCUGUCUUGUAGAUUAUAUCAUAGAUCUUCGUUGCGCACAGCAUAUUUAACUUUGUGAAUUGAUAAACAAUGCAUUUUAAGUCUGAAUAUUUGUAGAUACAUCGCACAAUAAGCUUCAUUCAAUUACGUUAGUUUUGUUCGCGUUUUUUUUAUGUAAGGUGAUAAAAAAAUUGUUUAAUAUUAGAACUUUUUGUAUCGAUACGCUUUCUUCCAUCGUUUUGUCUACCUAACAUGGUUCGCGUAAUGUAAUUUUCUUUUUAAUGAUUGUUGCAAUACAGAACCGUUAACUAUACAGCUAAUGUCGCGAAACAUUUGUCAAAGAGCCUAAAAAAGUGUAUUUUAGCUCUUGUAUUCUACAAUUUUGCGAUUUAAUCCGUAAGCUGUUCAGUUUUAGAGAGGAAUGGCUCUAUAUGGUUACUUGAAUAAACUGAUCCAGUAAUGACAAUUAAAAAAAGUCACGUAGCCGAUUGGAUCCAUUCGCUUCUAUGUUUAAUUAUAUAAUUUAGAAGCAUUCGCGGAAAAGCAUAUCGAUUCGUAGAUUUACUCUGUCAUUCCUAUAAAUUAAUAUUUUGUUACAGUCUACAUGUGCAGAAUGCAUUUAUAUUAUCGCUUUACAGUUGAUCUAUCAGCAAAUUAAUCGCCUAAAUUACUUCGCAAAAUACUUCAAAAGCUGCUAUACAUAAAAAUCUCCAAGAG
Mycetomoellerius zeteki is the source of this 3632-nucleotide messenger RNA. RefSeq names its product Enolase-phosphatase (gene Enoph). The record is from RefSeq and is a predicted model, not a curated record. Gene Ontology annotation, molecular function: acireductone synthase activity; magnesium ion binding. Bases 1 to 2064 code for a protein of 687 amino acids. Lineage: Eukaryota; Metazoa; Arthropoda; Insecta; Hymenoptera; Formicidae. The transcript is spliced from 5 exons.